Cucurbitaria berberidis CBS 394.84 is the source of this 759-nucleotide messenger RNA. Its product is annotated as ribulose-phosphate 3-epimeras-like protein. NCBI's taxonomy places the organism in Eukaryota, Fungi, Ascomycota, Dothideomycetes, Pleosporales, Cucurbitariaceae. The transcript has 3 exons. Gene Ontology annotation, molecular function: D-ribulose-phosphate 3-epimerase activity; metal ion binding. Bases 1 to 759 code for a protein of 252 amino acids. The record is from RefSeq and is a predicted model, not a curated record. Gene Ontology annotation, biological process: pentose-phosphate shunt, non-oxidative branch; carbohydrate metabolic process; pentose-phosphate shunt. Gene Ontology annotation, cellular component: cytosol.
AUGUCGCCGCCUGCAAUCAUCGCACCGUCAAUUCUGUCGGCUGACUUUGGAGUGCUGGGCAAGGCUUGCUCAGACACAAUAGACCAGGGUGCCGACUGGCUUCAUGUCGACAUCAUGGACGGCCAUUUCGUGCCCAACAUGACCUUCGGCGCCCCAGUCGUCACCAAGAUCCGCCCGCACGUCGACCGCCCAAGUACUACACAUGGCAAGGGAACGUUUGACUGCCACAUGAUGAUUGCAGAGCCGAAGAGAUGGGUUCGCGACUUCAAGAAGGCGGGCUGCGAUCUGUACUGCUUCCACUACGAAGCUGCCAUCUCCUCCACAGCUGCCGACUCUCCGAGUGCAACUUCGGAUCGGAAGACCUCACCUAAAGAGUUGAUACGCUUCAUACACAACGAAGGCAUGCAAGCUGGCAUCGCGAUAAAGCCCAGCACACCCGUCCAUGUGCUGUGGGACAUACUGGCCAACUCUGUCAAGCAGGAGGUCCCUGAUAUGGUCUUGGUUAUGACUGUAGAGCCUGGCUUCGGUGGCCAGUCCUUCAUGGCAUCCGAACUCCCCAAAGUUACGGCGCUUCGCCAGAGGUAUCCUGAGCUUCAUAUCGAGGUCGACGGCGGCUUAAGCGAAAAGACCAUCGAUCAGGCCGCUGAUGCAGGUGCUAAUGUUAUCGUUGCCGGUAGUGCUGUCUUUGGUGCCGCUGAUCCUGGAGAGGUGAUUAAGCGGCUUAGGGAGGCUGUUGAAAGUAGGAGAGGGAAGUUGUGA